UGCAUCCCCGACAGUGCGAUUCUUUCUUCAAAGUGUGUUUUAGUUUCUCUGUGCCUUCGGGAACCAAGAACGAGGAUAGUGAAGAGGACGAUCAAGAAGAUCAUGUUGACCGUCCUGAUCGCUGGAUUCUGCACGGUUGCAGUCACCGUCGCCCAGGACUACGAAGUCUCUGACAUUCAAUGCAGUGGUGCAGGAUCAGCAGCCGAUCUGCUCACUGCAAAGAUUAAAAGGCCGGUAAACUUCAGAGGGGCACCGCUCUUUGCCGACGACAGAUCCGCCAAUCCUCUCACCGAUAUUCAUUGCCAGAUCAGACCGGAUCCCAACGAUCCUCAGGAAGACAACUACUUCCUCAAGGUGACCGACUUCUCCAGAUGUGGCAUUCUAAAAAGAAACGGUUUCAUUCACCUGCGAAUAUGGUUCCCAGCAUUUCCAGGCGUGGUAAUGCUAGCUGACCAAGAACUAAUCCUGAUGUGUCGACCACCCGAGCCAACGUUAUUGAGACACAAAGCUGCAGGUUUCGCUGGCACAUUUCCGCAUGGCGCGAGAGUAUCCGGGGUGGUCGAAGAGACUCCAGGACGUUUGGAGUACGAGGUGGCUCUUUAUCGAGAAGCUACAGGCAAUAACACAUCGGAUUCGUCAGGAUCGCAAACCGUGGAUCAAGCAGUUCCUAUAGGGACGAAACUCCAGCUGAGAGCUCGAAUCAGUCCCGAUAGCGCGUGGGGUUACAUUAAACUGUUGGAAGUGACCGUUAGCCCUGAUCCUGAUCAACCUCACGCGCCAGGGAGCGUUGUGCUAGUCAAAGAUGGCUGUAGAAACCGAGACUUUGCUUCGAUAAUUCCUCAUCAACCGGCUCGAUAUCGAGAGAGGAAGAACGAGGUUUUUCUCGACUUCGAAGCCUUUCUUCUGAGCUCCAUGAGGGAACGAUCCACUUUAUGGAUACACUCGCAGAUUAAGGCCUGCAUGGAACCACAAGACUGCCAACCGGAUUUCUGUCUGGAUCUCUUCGAACCAUCAGGACAUGGGAAAAGAAGAAAAAGGACAUUGGAAGUGGCAAGUGAACACCUUUCAAAAGACAAGCGUUCUAUAAGAGAAUACAACGAUUCAACUCCCUUUACAAAAUUCAAAGAGAACAUCGAGUACACGGUAAUGAUGCCUAACGAUCUGUACCAGAAAGUUGCUGCUGGACUUGAAAACAGUUGCGGGAACUUUCUCUACGUGGCAACUGGUUUAGGUGUGCUUCUCGUUUUAUCAGCGCUUAUCAUGUGCUAUCUAGCUUCUCGUUUGCAUAAUUUGUCAUCGACGACACCCCAGAACAAAUCAAUUGAUGAACUGAUAAGAGAUCGGGCUAGAAAGUACUCGGAAACAACGCCAGGAUACACUGGUCGAUCCACGGUACAAUAAUUAGAUCAAAUUGUUGCCAAUUAUCUUGCUUAAUUGGAUCCAUCAAUCCACAGAUUUUGUGUAACGAAAGCACGUUUUAUACAACCAAUUGCACGAACAACUAAUUCCUUCAUGUUUCUCAUGUUAAAUGUUUGCGACUUACAGUCAAGUUACUUCUUCUUCCCCUCAGCAUAACGUAAUUGUUAUUAACAAGUUUUUGUUAAACGUGCAGUGCUAUUACGUGACCUGAAAUAGUGCGUACAUUCAUUUAUAAUAAUAAUUCUAGAUUCAUUGUAGAAUAAUCAUUCGCACCCAGGUUUUUGGGGCUUAUUAGCUGCGUAAUUUAAACACCAUGUACAUAUACACACGAGAUAAAUUAUUAUUUAUUAUUUGUAAAUGAAAUGUC
Messenger RNA from Hylaeus volcanicus, 1786 nucleotides. RefSeq lists its product as uncharacterized. Bases 103 to 1401 code for a protein of 432 amino acids. The transcript has 6 exons. NCBI's taxonomy places the organism in Eukaryota, Metazoa, Arthropoda, Insecta, Hymenoptera, Colletidae. The record is from RefSeq and is a predicted model, not a curated record.